UUUAGAUUAGAUCGGGAGUUCGAGUCCACGCUCUCACUCACUCAUUCACUGAUUCAGUUUCACACACGCACUGACAUAGAAGUGAGUGACGCAGUCAGCUUGAGCCUUGCGUUGAGGUUCAAAUGUUGUAGGUUGAGGACAUUAGAUUGGAUCAAGUGUGGAGUGAGUGUAUCAUCUCAAUGGAAGCAUGGCCACCUCUGCUCAUGUUAAGGUUGAGGAAAUGGUUGCCCCUUCAGACUUCAGUCAUUUCCUUGUUGUCAAUGUAAACACUUUUAAGGCUCCACUUGAGAACCACAGAACAAGUGACAGCUCCGAGAAUUUUCUUGAAAUGGUGGCUCUAAUCCUCAAUUGUGAGAGCUUGCAAGUAGAGUCAAUGUUUCAUGAAUGGGGUUGUCUGCCUAAUGAUCACAAAAAUAUUUCUAAAACAUUCUCUCGAUGCAAUAGUAAUGUUCAAGCAGCUGACUCCAUCCAAAAUGUCAUUAAAACCUUCGAUUUAUGGGUGAGGCUUUCUAUGAAUAAUGAAGGUGGGAAAAAUUCACCCAUUUCACCCGAUGAGCGUAUUAUUCGAGAGUUGAAGCAAGAAAACACCAACGGAGUUGAGUUUAUCAACAUGGAACCCUUUGCUGAUGCGGCAUUCGAUGAUGAUCUUUCUAGCACAGCUAGUCCACUGACAUCAAGCUCCGAAUGUAUAUCUAAUCUCGGAGAUCUGGUGGACAAUUUUCCUGAUCAAGAUGAUUUUGUCACCAAUGAAAUCGGUGAAAAGAGACCCACUUUCGAAUUGCCAUCUGAAGAUAACUGCAAAGACGAGGGGUUGGAAUACACAUGUCUUGAGUUACUGUCCACUACGACAAAAAUGCUCACAUCUUUCUGGCCGACAACAAACCUUAAGUCUUUUCUCAUCACGGUUUGGGGCAAUUGGCAUUUCCAAGAAUUCCUCGGGGGAAAGACUAAUUGUGAGCUACCUUCAUUCUGCCGCGAGUGGUGCGACAUAAAAGUAAUAUACCGCGAGUGCAUAGACGUUCUUCCCUCGGAUGUAACGAUGCCGAAGGUGAUGGCUACACUUGGUAUAUCCGAGGAGCCCUCAAGCCACAGCUCCAGCAUUGCUGAGUGCAUCCACAUCGCCAAGAUUGCCGCGCGGCUGCUCUCUAUACGUGCAAACUUUCGUCCUACUUUUUCAUUGGAGAUAGAUCGCCAAGUUUCCUCGGCGGGUGCGGAGACUAAACGAAGCCAUACUUCGUUCCCUCUGAAACCAAGUGAUGAAACCGUAAAUGCUUCUGAUGCUCCAGAAUUGAAUUCGACUGCUGAAGUUAUUGACUCAUCGCCGACUGUUGGCAAUUCUGUUGAUGAAACGCAAGUUCUUGUUGGUAGUGUCGCUGACGGAAUCAAAACUACUCGAGAUCAGAAUUCCAUCCUUCAAUCAACUACUCCAACCUCAGAGUGUGUGAUUCCUUCUUCUUGUGGAAAUGGUACUUCAAGUCGGAAAUCCUGUGACGAUAAAGGAAGCGAAAACACUUUCGUGAACGAAACUUCACUCAAUGAAUCUGAGUCCUGCCCGCAAAACAAGGAUCAACCUUCCUCGAGUGACGUUUCCGGUGCUCAGAGUCUCGUUUCAAAAUCAAAUUUUGUGGCUUGUUCUCAAGCUUCGGGGCCUUCAGUCGACGAGGGUAAAAUUUGCGUGACAAUUCGUGCCAAGAACGCCGAGGAACUGAGGCAAGCAACUCCGCACUUUGAUCAACUUUCUCAUGGAGCUCUCGUGAUGCCUUUCUCCUCCAUACAAAAAUAUCACGUGCCCCGCGGCGCUGCCUACGGGCCACUAUUGAACUCUGUCGAGCUUGAUCCUAGAUCUACAUUAUACGGAGCGCCGUACGUCAAUAUGAAUUACAUGUCCUCAACUGCAGCUCGUGUUUUGGCACCGUCGUUACCUCGUUACAAUAUUCAUCUGCCCGUUGGUUCCUCAGCGCCUGACACUGAUUAUUCGGCUGGUGUCAGCUCUCUCUCUGGAAGUUCGGCUGCCUCUUUUUGCCACGGCAUCGAUGUGAAAUCUUCAUCUUGUUCAUAUUUGAGAGACUCUGCGGCUGCCAAUACUUGCCGUUAUGUGACUCCUACAGCUGCUGAUGCGUCUAUACCUGUGUCAUCAUCUGCCCAUACUGCAACGGCGACUCUUAAUGUUCCCUCCAUUAAAAAAGACACGGGAAAUAGUGAAAACGCAACCUCGAAUACAGAGUCUUCUGUUCCAUGCCAUGAUCCUGAGAACCACGCUAAUGUUGCAGAUCUAAAAGAUGUUCAGCAAAAGCUGGAACAAGUUACUAGUGAACUGAAUGCCGUGCGUGUGUUGCUUCAGCAAAACCAGGGUUAUCAAGAACUACAGCAAUAUCAGAUGCAGCAAUUCUUACGUCAACAACAAUUGCAGCAAAUGCACGAACAUUUCUUCUAUCAGCAACAGAUGCAAAUGGUGCGGUCUAACGCGCCCCAGCCCCUCUAUUAUCCGAAUAAACACUAUAAUGCAGUCAAUCAGGUCAAUCAGCAGAAUUUCCUUGGCUACCCGAUUUUUCAGUACCAGGCAUUGCCUAUGCCUGUUGUCCAGCACUUGAUCCCGUUCAAGCCCAGCACUGCUUCGACGCCGGUGUCAGUGGAGGCGCUACGAGCGGCUGGGGAUAUGUACAGCUUUGUGCCUUCGCUGCCUGCCUCUUCUUCAGCAAAUUUACAUGUUGUUCGGUCUGAGUCGUCGCUAGGCGUCUUAGGCGUCAAGCUGCUACUAAUGGUUUCACAACCACCAGCUGAGAGACGUAUCUCUUCCUCUCGAUAUUUCUGCGAGUUCCUCGCGAGCAUCAACCGUGUCAAAAACGGAACCUAUUUCGUCCUCCACGAGGCAGCCUCUUCUGCCGUCGCCUCGAGCCCGUUCGGCGGUGUCAGAAUCCUGCAGUUCCACUUCCCCUGGACCCAUACCAAAACCUCGUAA
This is a messenger RNA of Hyalella azteca, 2959 nucleotides long. RefSeq lists its product as uncharacterized. Gene Ontology annotation, molecular function: nucleic acid binding. The transcript is spliced from 5 exons. The record is from RefSeq and is a predicted model, not a curated record. The coding region runs from base 188 to 2959 and encodes 923 amino acids. Lineage: Eukaryota; Metazoa; Arthropoda; Malacostraca; Amphipoda; Hyalellidae.